This is a messenger RNA of Lemur catta (Ring-tailed lemur), 450 nucleotides long. Its product is annotated as late histone H2B.L4-like. Gene Ontology annotation, biological process: nucleosome assembly. The record is from RefSeq and is a predicted model, not a curated record. Bases 1 to 450 code for a protein of 149 amino acids. Gene Ontology annotation, cellular component: nucleosome. The transcript has a single exon. Gene Ontology annotation, molecular function: protein heterodimerization activity; structural constituent of chromatin; DNA binding. NCBI's taxonomy places the organism in Eukaryota, Metazoa, Chordata, Mammalia, Primates, Lemuridae.
AUGGCCGAGCCUUCCUCUGAGCUGUCCACCGAGGCCCGCCCCGGCGCCACCGGGCCUGAAGAGGCUGAAUCGACGAUGCCCCAGAAGCACAAGCAGAAGCAGAAGCACAAGCAGGAGCAGGAGCAGAAGCAGAAGCAGCCAAGGCGUCGCGGCCGCCGCUCCAGCCGACGCGGCGGCAGCUUCGCCACCUACUUCGCCAGGAUCGUGAGGCAGUUCCCCGGCCGCCUCCGCCUGUCGCAGGAGGCCGUGAGCGUGAUGGAUUCGUUCGUUCACGACAUGCUGGAGCGCAUCGGCGAGGAGGCCGGCCGGCUGGCCCGCUACACCGAGCACGCCACCAUCACCACCAGGGAGAUCCAGACGGCCGUGCGCCUGAUGAUGCCCGGGCACCUCGGCAGGAACGCCGUGACCGCGGGCAUCAAGGCCGUCCUCAGACACACUCGCAGCCAGUAG